AUGUCCACAAAAACCUUCAUCGUUUACGUACUAUCAACUUUCUCUUUCGCUCUUCUCUCUGCACUAUUUCUCAUGCAUAAUAACCAAAAUCCAUCAUCGUUAUUAUCAUCAACCUCUAACCGUUAUGGUUCUGCAACUGAUAGAAUUUGGCCGGAAUUGAAGCCGAGUUGGAAACUUGCUUUGGCCACGGUUAUCAGUUUUUUUGGUUCAGCAUGUGGAACCGUUGGUGGUGUUGGUGGUGGUGGCAUUUUUGUUCCUAUGCUUAAUCUUCUUCUCGGUUUCGAUGCCAAAUCCGCUGCUGCUCUUUCUAAAUGUAUGAUAAUGGGGGCUUCCGCGUCUUCUGUUUGGUACAAUUUGAGAGUGGCUCAUCCGACGAAAGAGGUGCCGAUAUUAGACUAUGAUUUGGCUCUUUUGUUUCAGCCAAUGCUUAUGCUUGGGAUUACUCUUGGUGUUACUCUCAGUGUUGUUUUCCCUUUUUGGCUUAUUACUGUCCUCAUUAUCAUUCUCUUCAUAGGAACUUCUUCAAGGUCUUUCUUCAAAGGAAUUCAAAUGUGGAGGGUUGAGACCAUUCUUAAGAAUGAAACUGCUAAGCAAGCUGCUUUGGUUAAUUCCAAUGGAGAAUAUGAAACAGUUCUAAUCGAUGCGAGAUAUGAACCAUUGAUUCCUAAAGAAAAGAAAUCAACUAUGCAAAUACUCUGUUUUAAUCUUAAAUGGAAGAGGAUUCUAGUGCUGUUGGCUGUGUGGAUUUCUUUCCUCCUAAUUCAAAUCAUCAAGAAUCAUGUAGAGGUCUGCAGUGUUUGGUAUUGGGCGCUCUUCAGCUUGCAGUUUCCAAUUGCAUUUUUGGUAUUCGGCUUUGAGGCAGUCAAGUUGUACAAGGAUCACAGAAAGAGGAAGGGCACAGGGAGCCUAGAAUACAUAUGCCUACUUGGUUCUGGAGGUGGAUUUAUUUUGGGGCCUCUUUUACUUGAGAUUGGUGUCAUCCCACAGGUUGCUAGUGCAACAGCAACAUUUGUGAUGAUGUUUUCAUCAUCUUUGUCUGUUUUUGAAUUCUACAUUCUCAAGAGGUUCCCUAUUCCUUACGCACUAUACCUCGUCACAGUGUCUGUUUUGGCUGGCUUUUGGGGACAAUUCUUUGUACGAAAACUAGUUGUGUUUCUCGGGAGAGCAUCUCUCAUCGUAUU
Vicia faba (fava bean) is the source of this 1181-nucleotide messenger RNA. Lineage: Eukaryota; Viridiplantae; Streptophyta; Magnoliopsida; Fabales; Fabaceae. The record is from the annotation of a GenBank genome assembly.